This is a messenger RNA of Lathyrus oleraceus (garden pea), 480 nucleotides long. RefSeq lists its product as uncharacterized. The record is from RefSeq and is a predicted model, not a curated record. NCBI's taxonomy places the organism in Eukaryota, Viridiplantae, Streptophyta, Magnoliopsida, Fabales, Fabaceae. The coding region runs from base 1 to 480 and encodes 159 amino acids. The transcript has 2 exons. Gene Ontology annotation, molecular function: nucleic acid binding.
AUGCAAGAGUUUGCCACUGAAAUAGGGUUCAAGUUGGUUACUUGCAUACCUUACUACGCCCAAGCAAAUGGCCAAGUCGAGACAGCCAACAAAGUGAUAAUUGGUUUAAACAAAAAACACGUUGCCAAGAAACCUAAGAAUUGGCACAAGACAUUAGACCAAAUUUUAUGGGCUUGUCGAACAUCCCUAAAAGAGACAACGAAUUUGACGCCUUUCCGUUUAACAUUUAGGCACAAUGAUGUGUUGCCAACAAAGAUUUUUUUACAAUCAGUUAGGGUGCUAUGGCAAAAUGACAUCCCUUCGAAACAAUAUUGGAGAUUGAUGUUCGACGAAUUGACUAAUUUAGACGAAGAAAGGUUGGCUGCAAUAGACGUGUUGAUACGACAAAAGGCGCGUGUGGCCAAAGUAUACAAUAAAAGGAUUAAGAUGAAAACCUAUGCAAUAAAUGAUUACGUUUGGAAGGAGAUGGGUAUUGAUUAA